AUGGAGAAGGAGGCCGCGCUGACGCAGCACCAAGGCGGCUUGGCCGAGUACCCGAGCCGCAAGCCACUCCAGAAGGCCCUCGUCGUCUCGAUCUUCGUGUACCUUGUGUCGUUUGCCUUUACGUGGUACAAGGUGUACUGGGACACGCUCAUCUCGCUCGCGUUUGUCGUCCUUGGCUACUAUGCCAUCUACGACCCCAACAGCCGCCCCAUGGGCAAGGCCUUUCACCUCUUUUAUCUCGGGCUCAUGCUCUGCAUUCUGCUGCACACGAUUGCAUUUGCGACGCUCGUCGCCGAGCUCGUGAGCAGCCAAGUCGAAGCGCAUCUCAACCUCAAACUCAUCAACUCGCCCACGGGCCUCGUCAUCUUUCUCAUCAUCCUCGAGCUCGGCUACAUGGCGCUCACGGGCGUUGCGAUCGGGCUGUGCUUCCGCCUCCGGUGCGAGGUCGACGGUAUCGUUGAAGACCCGAACGAGUACCACGAGCUCCUCUAA
Messenger RNA from Saprolegnia diclina VS20, 492 nucleotides. RefSeq lists its product as hypothetical. Bases 1 to 492 code for a protein of 163 amino acids. The record is from RefSeq and is a predicted model, not a curated record. The transcript has 3 exons. Lineage: Eukaryota; Oomycota; Saprolegniomycetes; Saprolegniales; Saprolegniaceae.